AUGGACGACGCUCUCCCCUCAAUCACUUCCGCCCAAGGCACUGUCGGCUCUCGCUUCGUCUCCCAGGGCGACAUCGACGAUGCAAAAGCUAGACGAGACGAGCAGUGGCGGGCUGCAUACGCGAGACUCGGCCAAGAACCACCGCCUCAACCGACCGAGGAUGUAUACGACGGGAGGAGUCUCGCAGAAAAACUAGCCGCGAACAAGAUAGCAAAACAAGAAGAAUGGGAAGAAAAGACAAAACUAGCCAACCAGUUCCGCGCACUCGAGGAAGACGAAGUCCAGUUCCUUGACACAAUCCGCGACGAGCAAACAAAGAAUGAACUUAAGCGGAAACGCGAGGAUGCUGAAGAGGUUAAGGGGUUCAUGGCAGCGGUAGCAGCAAGGAACACCUUGCCCGACAAACCUCCAACCUCAACCUCUCCACCAAAUGGUUCCAGCGCUACAGCUUCCAACAGCAAAGGAAAAGUCUCGCCAACCAUGGUGAAGAAACCCACAGGCGCUAAGAACGCUCUCAAGGGCGUCGUCGUAAAGAAAAAGCCUGCUAAACCACCAGCCAGCACAACAGACUCAACCCCAGCCAAAAAGGUUGAAUCGAAGGAAAAAGAUCCGAAAGCCUCAAAAUCAGCUGAUAGUGACACCAAGAGACCGCGACUAUCGUCCUCAGAUUAA
This is a messenger RNA of Fomitiporia mediterranea MF3/22, 672 nucleotides long. RefSeq lists its product as uncharacterized. Lineage: Eukaryota; Fungi; Basidiomycota; Agaricomycetes; Hymenochaetales; Hymenochaetaceae. Gene Ontology annotation, cellular component: nucleus. The transcript is spliced from 5 exons. Bases 1 to 672 code for a protein of 223 amino acids. The record is from RefSeq and is a predicted model, not a curated record.